GCGGACUCAUAUUAAAGACUCACACUUACCACUACCAAACCAACAUUCACUCGCUACUCUCUCUCAAGCACACACACACACACACGAUCAUGGGCGCGAAAAAGAAGUCAGGUGGUGGAAACGGCAACAAGGAGAACGAGGACGGCACCACAACCGUCGUUUUGAAGAUCGACUUCCACUGCGACGGUUGCGCUUCCAAAAUCACUCGCCACCUCCGUUCUCUCCAAGGUGUGGAGACGGUGCAGGCGGAUGGCGACGCCGGGAAGGUAACAGUGACCGGGAAAAUUGACGCCGUGAAGGUGAGGGACAACCUGGCGGAGAAGAUGAAGAAGAAGGUGGAAAUCGUCUCUCCGCAGCCCAAGAAGGAGAAGGAGGAGAGUAAAGACGCCAAAGCCAACAACAAAACCCAGGACAAGAAGAACAAGGACAAAGAGGUGACUACCGCGGUUCUGAAGAUGGCACUGCAUUGCCAGGGUUGUUUGGACAGGAUUGGCAAGACUGUGCUGAAAACCAAAGGAGUGAAAGAGAUGGCUAUAGACAAGGAAAAGGAAACGGUGACUGUGAAAGGGACAAUGGAUGUUAAGGCUCUGGCGGAGAAUCUAAUGGAGAAGCUGAGGAGGAAGGUUGAGGUGGUCCCUCCCAAGAAAGAGAAGGAGGGUGACAAGGAAGGAGAAAAGGACAAGGAAGGAUCGGGGAAGAAGAAGAACAAGGGUGGUGGUGGUGGUGGAGGAGACAGUAACGAAGGGGUAAUAGAGAAAAUAGAUUACAGCAGAAUGGAGUAUUUGCCACAACCUGCUUUUGGCUUUGGUUAUGGUUAUGGACACGGAAAUAGUGGUGGCUACAGCUAUGUGCCAGUGUACCCGGAGCAGAUGCACUUUCACUUGCAUGCACCACCACCACAAAUUUUCAGUGACGAGAACCCGAAUGCUUGUUCUGUCAUGUGAGCGAGGUGUCAGAGGUUGAUUUCAUUCAACUGGGUGGUGAUGGACGAUGAUAAUGACGAUGGUGGUGGAUUGUCUUGGCCAGUUGGCCUGCCAGGGUUAUAGACUAGAGGCUAUAGUCUAGACUGUUUCUAUUCUUUUUUUCAAUUUUGGUUUUUAGAAUUCCACGAGAACUUUGAGAUGUUUUGCUUGUGAUUUUGAUGUGAUUAGUUAACCAAUACGGAUGAUAUAUUUUCAAAUGGCAAUGCCACUUUCA
Vigna umbellata (rice bean) is the source of this 1197-nucleotide messenger RNA. Its product is annotated as Heavy metal transport/detoxification superfamily protein. Lineage: Eukaryota; Viridiplantae; Streptophyta; Magnoliopsida; Fabales; Fabaceae. Gene Ontology annotation, molecular function: metal ion binding. The record is from RefSeq and is a predicted model, not a curated record.